UCCCGCAGCUGCCGCCGGAGGCUGUCGUUCUCCCGCCGGGUCCUGGCCGUCUCCUCCCGGUACUCCGUCACCGUGUCCUCCACCACGUCCAGGAUCUCCUUCACCACCGCCGUCAGCCGCUCCGUCAGAAUCUCAGCAGGUUGGAACAGAAUAAGGUGCAGCAGCUCGACCACCGUGAACCAAUGCCAUACAGGAAACCAGCUCGUCUUCCUCCAAACUGUUGUCUGAUCUGACCUGGACCUGGACCUGGACCUGCACCUGGACCUGGACCUAGACCUCCUGCUGCAGAGACACAAUGAACAGCAGCCUGCAGCUUCCUGUCCACUAGGACCAGAGAUCUCCCUGCCGUCCGCUGUCCUUCAACACUUCGUCUUCACCGUCUCAUGGCCGCCAGUCCCGCCGCCGCCACCCAACCGCCCAGCAGCAGCAUGGAGGAGUCCCAGCAGCCAGACCAGCCAAUCGGCACGCAGCAGGAAGGAGCGGCCGGCCACGGCACCGUGACCUCUCAACCGACCGGUGCGGAGCGACAAGCCCCGCCCCCGACGACAGACGCCAAUCAAAUGGAGGACAUGGAUCACCUGACAGUGAUCGCUGACAACAUGGAGACCAGUAACGGCGUCGGUCCCGUGAUGGUGGACUCGUCUCCCACAGUGUCCUCUGUGUCGCCCAUGCUUCACGCCAAGCUCGGCGGCCACGUCAAUGGGCGGCCUGGUUUGAGCAGCCGGUCCGGCUCGCUGGCGGCGGGCUCCCCGAGGCCCUCGCUCACCCGCCGGCCCAGCGCCAUCACAGAGGCCACUGUGGACGGGUCCAAGCCCAGGGACUACCUGAUCCUGGCCAUCCUGUCCUGCUUCUGCCCGCUGUGGCCCAUCAACAUCGUAGCGCUCACCUUCUCCGUCAUGUCCCGAAACAGCCUGCAGCAGGGCAACGUGGACGGCGCUCGCCGUUUGGGCCGUAACGCCAUGGUUCUGUCCGUCGUGUCCAUCUUGGGAGGGAUCGCCAUCAUCGCUGCCGGCAUCGCCCUCAACUGGGGAUUGAUUUUAAAAUCCUGAUUAAAAUGGCGACACCGACUUCACGACCCGACCCGACCCGACCCGACCCGACCCGACACCGACCCGACACCGACCCGACGCCACCCGACACCGCUCUCCCUCCGACUUCCUGAAGCACUAUCGUUCUCAAGCGCCUGCACCGGAUGAAAAACUAAGUCUGUUCCUGUUGUUUGCUGUUGUUUCUCGCUGCACGACGAGCAUGGUCCGCCUGGCGCUCUACCUCCGACACCCUCCGACUCCGACACCCACCGACACCCACUGACACCCACCGACACCCACCGACACCGAGGAAAGGAUGAUCACAUGAUGCUCAUUUCAUUCUGUGGUAGCAGCUUAUCUCCUCCUUCAGACCGCUCUCCGUUGUCAUGGAAAUGGAUGUCUGUCUCUAUGGAAACGGGAUUAUUCAGACCUCUAAGUGAGUCGACAGGUCCAGUGAUGGUCACGCUGGGUUUCCACCUUCUUGAUGCCAAAUAAUGAGAAACUUGGUGUUUAUCUGAGACGCUGCUGCCGGUUCGACCGGCCGGCAGAGUCUUUGUGCUGUGAGAGGGACUCGUGUUUCGUUCUCCAGCUGUUCCUGUUGCUGUGAUUGGAGGAUGGACGUGGCCCUGGACGUGGAUGUGGACAUGGACGUGAACGUGAACGUGAACGUGAACGUGGACGUGGCCCUGGACGUGAACGUGGACGUGGACAUGAACGUGGACGCUCACGAUGCUGCUGAAGUCCUGAUGUCACUUCUUAUCUAGCUGCUGGUUCACAACAAAGUCAGGUUUUCUUUCAAUUCUUCUGGGUUUCACUCUCCAUAUUCUAAUAGAUGAUCUAAAACAGACAUGUUAGUUAACGGGUAAAGCUGCUGAUAUCUGCUGCUCGUGCUCCACGUUCAGACCCAAACCAGCACAGAGCUUUAACAACACUAAUAUACAGUUUCAUCAGUAAUUCACUAAACCAGCUGUAGUAUGUAUCAACCAACAAGAGGAAAUAGGGACUUUGUCUGGGACUAUUUUCAGCAGCGGAUGAAUCCUCGUGUGGUGCUGUAGUGAGUGUUAGUGUGAGCAGGACGGUGUGUUAGUGUGAGCAGGACGGUGUGUUAGUGGGACUGAGUCAGAGUAAACUACAGUGUGUGUUCAUGGUGAUGAAGGAACAUGUCACCCAUAUUUUACUACUUAUUUUUGGACAUGUUUCACCUAUUUUACUAAUGAUUUUCAGAUGUUUUUCCACAUAUCUCUUGGACAUUUUUCACUAAUGUUUUCCACAUAUAUAACUAAACAUUUUAGCAUCUUUUUUGACAUUUUUUACCAUUUUUUUUCACCUAUUUACCAAUAAUUUUAGCAUAUUUUUCACAUAUUUUUCAAAUUAUUUUUGGAUAUUUUUUCGACAUUUUUCAAUAAAGUUUUUCACAUUUUACUGAUAAUUUUAGCAUAUUUUUUUUUUGACAUUUUUGACAAUGUUUUUCACCUAUUUACUAAUAAUGUUCAGAUAUUUUUCACAGAUUUUUCUGGGUUUUUUGGACAC
Sebastes umbrosus (honeycomb rockfish) is the source of this 2558-nucleotide messenger RNA. Its product is annotated as trafficking regulator of GLUT4 1. The transcript has 7 exons. Gene Ontology annotation, cellular component: membrane. NCBI's taxonomy places the organism in Eukaryota, Metazoa, Chordata, Actinopteri, Perciformes, Sebastidae. The record is from RefSeq and is a predicted model, not a curated record. Bases 384 to 1049 code for a protein of 221 amino acids.